Aphis gossypii (cotton aphid) is the source of this 3958-nucleotide messenger RNA. It is a transcript of the gene usp, whose product is annotated as retinoic acid receptor RXR-alpha-A. Lineage: Eukaryota; Metazoa; Arthropoda; Insecta; Hemiptera; Aphididae. Gene Ontology annotation, molecular function: nuclear steroid receptor activity; RNA polymerase II cis-regulatory region sequence-specific DNA binding; nuclear receptor activity. The record is from RefSeq and is a predicted model, not a curated record. The coding region runs from base 647 to 1888 and encodes 413 amino acids. The transcript is spliced from 8 exons. Gene Ontology annotation, biological process: anatomical structure development; cellular response to ecdysone; positive regulation of transcription by RNA polymerase II. Gene Ontology annotation, cellular component: activator ecdysone receptor complex; nucleus.
UUCUCCGACCGCGACACCGAUUGAUAACCGCCACCCCCUCACCCCUCCACCACGCGCACGCCACUAGUCACGACACAAUCUCGUACUUGCGCUCACCGCGAUCACCUGGCACCCGUUCCCCGCCCCGCCCCCACUGAGCUCGUACGACUUACGUAUUUCGGACCGUUUAUCGUCUAGCCCGACGAAGACGCCUUCGUCGCCACUUCGGUUUACCGUAUUAUCAAAAGCAAAAAAAAAAAAAGAUCAUAAAAAUCUGUUGUUUCUAUCGAUCGUUUUAUACGUCUUCGACGUGCGAGAAUCGUUCGGGCGCGCAACACCAAAAGGCUCAAUGACCUAGUUCAUCAACCUUGGCACAUCGACGCGUUAUCUGUUUUCGUGUGUGUGUUUUCCUAAACGCGCGCGCGCGCUCGUCCGGCAGUCCGCCCCCCUCUUACACCUAAACAACAAUAAUAAUAAUAUUGUUUCGACUUCAUAAUAUUGUUUUGCAUCUGUUCGCGACCGAUAAGAACUUUGGGACACCGCUACUACCCUUGUCGCUGGGGACCACCUCGUCCGAGCAUCGAUCAGCAGCAGCAGCGGCGGCGGCGGAGGUUCGUCAUUGUUGUCCUCUCUGUUGUCUGGCCACCGCAGUUUCCCUCGAACGACCAUGGACGGCACUGAACGAGGUUUAAGAUUGGACAAUAAUCUGUCACUGAGUUCAAUGGGUCCUCAGUCGCCUCUAGACCUCAAACCCGAUACGGCUACUCUAAUGGUUAAUUUCAGCCCUCCUGGAGAUCCUCUAAGCCCCGCAGGAUUAUACAGUGUUGACCGGAGCAAUAUGAUGAAUAAUUCUUGCAACGUACAAGACUCUCCAAAUUAUCCACCCAACCAUCCACUCAGCGGUUCAAAACAUCUGUGUUCCAUAUGUGGAGAUCGUGCAAGUGGAAAACAUUAUGGAGUCUACAGUUGCGAGGGAUGCAAAGGGUUUUUUAAACGCACUGUGAGAAAAAAUUUAUCUUAUGCAUGUCGUGAAGAAAACAAAUGCAUCAUCGACAAACGCCAACGAAAUCGAUGCCAGUACUGCAGGUAUCAAAAGUGUUUGACCAUGGGCAUGAAAAGAGAAGCCGUUCAGGAAGAAAGACAACGUACAAAAGAUCGAGAUCACAAUAAUGUCGAAGUUGAACCCACAAGCAGUUCUAAUACUGACAUGCCAGUGGAACUUAUUUUAAGGGCUGAGAAUAAAGCCGAUGCUAUAAAGACUGAACAACAGUACAUAGAGCAACAACAUCCUCAACAUACUGUUGGCGCCAUUUGUCAGGCAACUGACAAGCAAUUAAUACAACUUGUUGAAUGGGCCAAGCAUAUACCGCAUUUUAAAAAUUUACCUCUGGGCGAUCAAGUUUUAUUGUUGAGAGCUGGUUGGAAUGAGUUGAUGAUUGCUGCAUUCUCCCAUAGAUCGAUCAGUGUUAAAGAUGGUAUAGUCUUAGCUACUGGACUUACUGUCGACAGAGAUUCUGCUCAUCAAGCUGGAGUUGAAGCUAUAUUUGAUCGUGUACUUACUGAACUCGUCGCUAAAAUGAGAGAUAUGGGUAUGGAUAGAACUGAACUUGGCUGCUUGCGCACUAUCAUUCUUUUUAAUCCAGGUUCAAAAGGUUUACAGUCUGUGAAUGAAGUGGAAGUACUACGUGACAAAGUUUAUGUUGCAUUAGAAGAAUAUUGUCGCACAACACAUCCAGAAGAACCUGGACGAUUCGCUAAACUACUUCUUCGGCUCCCUUCAUUACGGUCAAUUGGUUUAAAAUGUCUGGAACAUUUAUUCUUCUACAAACUUAUUGGAGAUUCACCAAUUGAUACAUUUUUAAUGGAAGUUCUUGAAUCAUCAUCACAUGACGUUCAAGUAGCUACAUGAUUUCCAACAAUGUUGCUAAAUAAUAAUACCAUUACUUGUAUCUUAUGUUUUUACAUUUAAAUUUUGUUGGCUAGAUUAAAAUAUGUAUACAGAAUUGUUUGUAGAGAUUUUCUUCAUAUUUAUAAAUUAUCAUUUUUUAUAGCAAUUUAUUUCAAUUGAUCACUUGACCAAUUAAGGAAUUUAUAUGAAUUAAUGAUUAAGAGCGUGUUUGGAUAACAUUGAUUUAAAACAAGAUAGAUAUUAUUUUAUUUUAAUUUUAAAAUACUAUCAUUUCUUAACCUUAAUUUUAAGUAGCUUAAUAAAUAAGAUUUGUUUUUUUAUGGAUUAUUAUUUUUCUAACAGUUAAAAAUUAUAAAUGUAUGUUCAAUUUUGAUAAUUUAAUAAUCGUUAAAAUUCACACCUUAUUAUUGUUUUACAACUUGCCAUAAUUUUUUUUUGUUAACACAUCAUUUUUUAUGUGGCUAUGUAAUUUUAUCAUCAUACAUGUUCUAUUUUAUUAAUUAAAUCUAUUAUUACCUAGUAGUAUAUUUACUAUUCACAAAUUUAUAUGACAUACUUUAUUAAAAAUCUAAUAUUUUAUUUUACUUUAAAACAAUUUUAAUUUUAAAUUAACUUUCUCAUAUUAGUAUCAUGAAUUUGUAAAAAAUAAUUAUCCAAACACGUAACUUUGUCACAAUUAUAUUAAAUAUUCAUUAAUGUAUAUAUUAACUUUUUUUUUUUUUAAAUAAAAUUUAUUAUUAAUAAUAUAAUGAUAAUAUUCAGGUAGGGUUUUAGGAAAACAUAAAAGUGGAGUUUUAACUCAAUUUUCAGUAUUAUUCGAGUGUAAUCAAGUUUUAUUUCAAAGUACUAUUAGAAGUUUAAUUUGAUUAAUUUAUUGUUUGACUUGAGAUUUAAAUACAUAGUUUAAAUAUAUUUUGUAUUUAUCUCAAUAUGUAUACUUUAUUAUUAUAUACAUACUAUCUAUAAACAUUCUUUUAAUCGAGCUGUAUAAAUCAACCAUGAUAAUUAUUUUAAAUAAUCUUGCUUCAUAAUAUAUUAAAAACAUUAAAUGUAUAAUGUCAUUGUUUCGAAAAUAAUUAUUUUACUACUUAAAUAAAUUUCUAUCAUAAUUAAAUAUAAAUAUAUAAGUUAUUAAUAUUUUAACCAACUACUUACUGACAAUGUUUACUUAAACUAAAAUAUUAUCGUUUAUUUAUAUAAUUUGUUUUGUAAGAAUAUUUAACUAUAGAAAAAUAUUUUUUUUUGUAACUGCUGAAAAUAUAAAUUUUUUACAAACAAAUAUUGAUAUAAAAAUGAAAAAUAUUUUUCCAAGAAUUUUUCCUAUAAUAAAUAAAACAAAUUUCUAAUUUUUUUUAAAAAAAAAAAUUCCAUUAUGGCGCUUCUAAAUUCAAAAAAUAAAUACACUGUAUUGGUUUUUAAAUACCAAUUACUAUUUAUAUUUAACUAUUAACCAAAAAAGACCUAUUAGUUAUAAAAAAAAUUAAAUUGAGUGAUUGUUGUUCCAUGUGUAAUUAUUUUCAAAAUUGUACUACCUAUCUUAAUUUUAUACCUCAUUAUGUUUAGGAAUUUAUUUUAAAAUUUAAUGAAAAAUGAAUAAUGGUUUAUUAUUAUUAUUAUUAUUAUUAUUCAAUGUAUAUAAUUUUAUUUUUUUUAACUUAUUAUUAUAUUUACUAUUAUUUUUAAUAAAAUACUAAUCAUUAUAAUAUGACAUUGUAAGUUAUUAAUUAUUAAGAUGGUUACGGUAUUAUAAUAUGUAUGAAAAUUAUGUUAGUUAAUAGAGUUUUAGGUUCCUAGUAUUUUUUAUGUGACUCUUGUUUUCUUAUUAUUUAUUUUAAUUUAAUGAUAUAUAUAUUUUUUUUUUUUUUUAAGAACAUAUUUUUUUAUAUAAGUGUUUUAAAUUUAAUCUCAAGUUUAUUUCAUACAUUUAUGAAAAAAUAUUAAAUUUUUAAAAUAAAAGAGUUACACUGCAAGUUAUAUAAAAUAUAAAUGUUAAUUUUAUAAAUGUAUAAAAAAAAAUUAUAGUUGAAAAGGAACAUAUUAUAAUAUACUAUAUUAUCAAUAUAUUAUUCA